GAGCAAUAAUAAAUAGUUGAGUUAAUCCCACAACCUAGUCCCGGAGUCUCAUUCAAUCGCCAUAAGUUCUUGUCGCCAGUGCCCGCCGCAGUGUAAUCCGAACGGAGAAAGUCCAGGCGCUGCCGCCGCAGAGAUGGCCGCCGAAAACUAUCACCUUAAGUGGGACUCCCACCUAUCCUAUCUAAACACUUCCAUAGCCACGCUUUACAAAAAUGAAAAGUUUGCUGAUGUGGUGCUAUACAGUUCAUACAACAGCAGCGGCAUUCCCUCGGACAUACCCACGGUGGGAAUUUCGGCCCACAAGUUUAUCCUGAGCGCUUCGUCCCAGUUUUUUGCCACCAUGUUUGAAACAGCUCCGAUCACGUCCCCGAACGGAGUGCUCUAUGUGGUGCUGCCACCAGACUUGAGCCAUCGAGCCAUCCAGAUCCUGGUGCAGUAUAUGUAUAGCGGCGAGGCCACAGUCUCGAAUGACAUCCUGAACGAGGUGCUUCGCGGUGGAGAAAUCCUGAAGAUUCGCGGCCUGUGCCGUACCAGCGCUUCCAGUGGCGGAGGAUCCGGUGGCCCGAGUAAUCCGCACUCCCUAUCCGGACAUCUACAUCCGCGGGAGACGAGCGCCAUGUACGUCUCGAAUGGCACGCGAUCGGCGUUGCCUCCUCCGCCGCCACAAACCAUGGCCUCGCAACAUACCGGAGAUCUGUACAGCAGCAAGCCCAGAUACGCACUGGAUCACCAUCAUCAUCUGUCCUCAUCGCACCACAGUCACAGUCAGAACAACCACCACCAUCAGCAGCAGCAUCAGCAGUUCCGAGGCCUGGGGGUUUCCGUGAUGCCCAAGGACAGCCCCGUGAUUGUCAAGUCACCCAAGAUGGCCACCCAUACGGGCCUCCUGAGCGUGGCCAGCAGCAGCAAGCUGGGCAUUUCGGUCAACAAAGAGGUGGCCAUUGAUCCGGAGGAUAAAUGCUGCUACCCAGGUCCCGUUCCUGUCGAUUCCCAACAGCCACCACCACAAUCUUCCUCGGCGAGCGGUAGUGGAUCAGUGGUCGUCCCUCCUCCCCAGGGCAUAACCAUCUGUACCGAGGUGGGGUGCAGCAGCUGCCCCAUGGGCGCUGGAUCGAAUCCAGAGCCUGCAGAGACCACACUCCGGCGGACAGACUACGAGGAGCAGGCUCUAUGCGAACGGGAGGAGGUGGGAAUGGUCUACGAGCGGCGGUUACGAAGGGAGAGCGCCUGCGAGCGGAGUCUCGACUACUAUGAGGCACCUCCUCCCAGCCAUUUCGAGCACGUGGUGUCCUCCCGUCUGGCCGUCUCUCCCCCACCGCCACAGCCGCCGCCACCGUCGUCUUCACAUCCGACACAUCCGCAUCCGCACAACUUCCUGACCAUUAAACAGGAGCCAACCGACUGGAGCAAUAACCCACCCAACGCAUCGAAUGCCAAUAACAACAACCACGAGGAGGGUCCCAUGGGAUCGCCCAAGCAACCGCUGGACUUUAAGAUGAGUGCUGUCAAGCUGGAAGUCAAUCGGGAUCGGGCUUCUCCCCCAGAGGAUUCCGAGGAGCAUACGCUGCGCGACUACAACAACUUCAAGCAGCUGCUUGUUUGCGAGAUUUGUCAGAAGUCCUUCGAGGACACAAAGUCGCUGGUGCGGCACUUGGGGACACAUGCCGGCGAUAGUCAACCAGGUUGUCCUACAACAGGAUCAGUUUCAGGCUCCAAUCUCCUAGCGCCGAGUGCCAGUGGAAGUGCUCCUACAGCAGCCAGCAAUUCCAGCAAUCUCGCCCUGCGCGGAGCCCUGAAAACCUAUGUGCCAAAGAAACGACGCCGGGUAUCGCAACAGGAGAACAACAUGGAUCAUGAUCACGUUACCCUGCUCUGCGACUUGUGCUCCACAUCGUUUGAAACUCCUGCGGAAUGGGUUCGUCAUAUGAACAAUCAGCACACUGAGAUCGAGCUGGCCAUGUUCAACAGCAAAAAGGAUGGCGAGCAGAAGGGAUGUGUGUCCUAAGGUGUCUUCAAAGAGUGUCCUGCCCCCAGCAGCAAAUCUUCUUCCACUUCCACAGUGUCCACCAGCCAAAUGCAGCCAAACAAAUUCCAGGUCCACUCGAUCCCAGAUGCAAAUGCUUGGAACACCACAACCAAAUCCCAGCCCAGGAGAGUCCAGGAGCUAUUCAAACAGCAGCAUCAAAACACUAUUUGUUCGAUAAAUUCAAGUCGUUCCAGUAAUCAAAGAAAGAAGAGGGAAUAUUUAUAAUGCAACAGCAAGAACCGUGAUCAAAAUGCAACCAAGUAUUGCAUAUUUUAUAAAGCAACAACAAAAAAAAGCAAACUUACAAAUUAAAAAAACCAGAAAACAAAAAUUAACGAAACAUUAAACGAAAUUUAGAAUCGGAAUCGGCAGGCAACGAUGGAAAAAAAAUCAAGAAAUCAAAUGAAAGCUAACAGUUUGAAAACGAACACCAUAAGAUUUAACUCAACUGUGUAGAUUUUUUUUAAGUAUAUGUAUUUACCUAGUUUUAGAUAUUUAUUCCCCAGUAAAAACAAAAUGUGUAAUUAAAUGAACAACGCGCAAUCGAUAAUUGAAUCAUUUGAAAGGACUUGAAAAAUUCCAGUGUUGGUAAGCAGCGGACUAAGGGGAUUCCCCAAGCGCAGAAUUUUCCGUUAAGGGAAUCCAAGAUUUAUUCAAAUUUGUUAUUAAAUACAUUUUUAAAAAGAAACAAGAAAGGAAAGCUAACUUCGGGCGGAGCCGAAGUUGAUAUACCCUUGCAGUUCAGUCGCAGUCCGCUAGGUGGCGCCACGCAUCUUAUAUUAUUAAAUAUAUAGCGGAUCGUAUAUAGUCGGCCGAUCCUUAUGAAAUUUGGCAUAUUGAAUUAUUUUGCCCAAAGAGUAAUCUGUACCAAGUCCCAUCUUUCUAACUUAAAAAACACCAAAGUUAUGCCAAUUUCGACCGUUCUAUGACAGCUAUAGGAUAUAGUCGGCCGAUCCUUAUGAAAUUUAGUACAUAAGAUAUUUUGGUCAAAUAUAACAUGUGUGGAAAGUCCCAACCCUCUAACUUAAAAAACACCAAAGUUAUGGCAUUUCGGAUCAAUCAGUUAUAUGGCAGCUAUAGGAUAUAGUCGACCGAUCCCGGCCGUUCCGACUUAUAUACUACCUGCAAAGGAAAGAAGGGUGUGUGCAAAGUUUCAACUCGAUAGCUCAAAAACUGAGAGACUAGUUUGCGUAGAAACCGACAGACAGACGGACAGACAGACAAACGGACAGACAGACAGACAGACAGACGGACAGACGGACAGACGGACAGACGGACAUGCUUAUAUCGACUCAGGAGGUGAUCCUGAUCAAGAAUAUAUAUACUUUAUAGGGUCGGAGAUGUCUCCUUCACUGCGUUGCACACUUUUGACCAAAAUUAUAAUACCCUCUGCAAGGGUAUAAUAACAGUAUAGGACCAAAGUAAUAAAAACUGGAAAUGCAAAAUCAUUUAAUUCAUGAUUCAGGUAACAAUUUUCAAUGUCAUUGUUAUUGUUUUUACUCUAUUUUUUUGUGCUUAAUUUUUUGAAUGUAAUAGCUGAUAGCUUUUAAUAGUUGUCGUGAAAUUAUGACUUGUGAAAUAUAAAUUUUUUAUACGACUUCAAUAGAAAUUUCUAGAAUCUUUUGUACAUAGAUUAAGUUCAGUUUUUAACGUCCGCCGAUAGAAACAUUUUGGAAAAAGUCUAUAAACUUAAAUCUCUAAAUGUGUGUAGUAGUUGGAAGUUCAAUUAUAAAAAAACAACAAAAAAAUUCCCCCCAAAAACAUCUAUAAGUGUAAAAAACAUCAUAUAUAUAUUUACAAGCAGGCGUGAUUAUUAAAAAACUAAGUAGAUUAAACAAAAAAAAUUGCAAGCAAAAGUGAAAAAAAACAGAAAAACUGAAGAAAAUCGUUUCUUCCCCAAACAAAUGGCAAAAUGUAGAAAAAAGCGUUUUAAUUGCAAAUAAACCAACGACGAUGAAA
This is a messenger RNA of Drosophila ananassae, 3985 nucleotides long. RefSeq lists its product as uncharacterized. Gene Ontology annotation, biological process: regulation of transcription by RNA polymerase II. Gene Ontology annotation, molecular function: protein binding. Gene Ontology annotation, cellular component: nucleus. Bases 134 to 2005 code for a protein of 623 amino acids. The transcript is spliced from 5 exons. The record is from RefSeq and is a predicted model, not a curated record. NCBI's taxonomy places the organism in Eukaryota, Metazoa, Arthropoda, Insecta, Diptera, Drosophilidae.